AUCUGCAAGAAUGAAUACCAUCUUGGCCUGCCUUCUUGCUGUUGCCAUCUGCAUGCCACUGUCUGAUGCUUCUUGUGUCUUUUUGCCAUUCAAGCCAGGGAUAUCUAAUGGUGCGGUUGUAGGCUGCCUUGACGAGGAAGGAAACGUCCACAAAUUUGAUUCCCAAUGGAGGACUGAGGACUGCAAUGAUUGCUCCUGUUCCAAGACUGGAAUUGGCUGCUGCACUAGCUAUAUGAGACCAGUCGACUAUGAUGAAGAGAAAUGUGAAAGCAUUUUCAACGAGGAGACUUGUUCUUAUAAAGUAGUGGAGAAAGAUGAUCACUCAAAAGAAUGUCCUGUCCAUUCAUGGGUGGGGUAACGGAAGAAUGGUGGAUUGGGGGAACAUUUCCUUUUAUUGUUCUAAUGGUUCUCUCACAAAUUCAAAAACACUUAAAAUGCAACUGUUAAGUGAAAUCUAUUCAUAAAGCCCAACAUAUAAUGAAACUCACAAAAAUGUCCCUUGGUUUCUCUGCCUUAUGCUUCACCAUGAACAAAGAACUGACCUGUUCCUUCCUUGAGGUCAGACAUUAAAGGUGACAUUUUAAAGCAUUCUUGGUAGCUGCUAAUCAGUGUUCUUCUCUCGUCAUGUUUCAGUGCCAAGGAGCAUAUUCUAUAAUCUGUGCAAACCUGUAUCUUAAAGAUAAAAUAAAAUCAAAUAAAG
Vidua chalybeata is the source of this 700-nucleotide messenger RNA. RefSeq names its product beta-microseminoprotein-like. The record is from RefSeq and is a predicted model, not a curated record. The transcript is spliced from 4 exons. Bases 11 to 358 code for a protein of 115 amino acids. NCBI's taxonomy places the organism in Eukaryota, Metazoa, Chordata, Aves, Passeriformes, Viduidae.